UAAGCGGGAAUCCCUACCCUCCUCUGCUCUCAUCUCCAGAGGCAAGUUUGCUUUCCAGCGUUAGCCACCUGUGUGAGGCGCUCCCCGUGAGAAAGGUGGCGUGGAAGGAGCGAGAGCCCAGCCACACGGCAGGGGAGCCUUUCUCCGGGAGGCUGGCGGUCUGAACACCUCCAGAACUCAGAGCAUUUAGGAUGCACAGUGCGCUGUAGCCCAACGUCCUCAAGCCUCGUGUGCCCUGGAACCGGCUGACGCCUCCCCAGUUUGUGCGGGGUCCUCCAGGACCUCUUCCUCCCACCUCUCCGCCCCCAAAGUAGUGCUCCCGCCUUGCUCCGCCUGCACAUCCCCCGGCGCGCCCAGAGGUUUAUCAGGCUCCCCACACGCUCCGCCGGCUUCCUCCUGCGCUCGGCGCGAGUGACCCAGGCAGACCCCAUCCCCGUCCCUUCUCCCGCUCCUCUGCCGCCGCGCUCCCGGCUCUUAUCCCCCGGGCCGCGGCGCCCACCGCGGUUCAGGUUUAAUCCCCUUUCGACCUGCUGUUUGGCUCAUCCUCCCAGUCAGCCCAGAGAAGUGGAAUCUGCACUGAAACUCUCGGUGGCUGGAGCCGGCAGACUGGGCAUGCUCAGAAGCCAGGGCUGGCUUUGGUCUCGAGUAGGAAGCUUUUGCACUCGGGAGGCAGCAGCGACUUUGGGGAAAGUUGGUCGGAGAGGGGAGGAAGCCCAGAGACGCGGAGCAGCGGCAGAAAGGAGCCCCCGGCAGCCCGGAGGAGCAUGGGCACGCUGCGGGAUUUACAGUACGCGCUCCAGGAGAAGAUCGAGGAGCUGAGGCAGCGGGAUGCUCUCAUCGACGAGCUGGAGCUGGAGUUGGAUCAGAAGGACGAACUGAUCCAGAAGCUGCAGAACGAGCUGGACAAGUACCGCUCGGUGAUCCGGCCGGCCACCCAGCAGGCGCAGAAGCAGAGCGCGAGCACCUUGCAAGGCGAGCCGCGCACCAAGCGGCAGGCGAUCUCCGCCGAGCCCACCGCCUUCGACAUCCAGGAUCUCAGCCAUGUGACCCUGCCCUUCUACCCCAAGAGUCCACAGUCUAAGGAUCUUAUAAAGGAAGCCAUCCUUGAUAAUGACUUUAUGAAGAACUUGGAACUGUCGCAGAUCCAAGAGAUUGUGGAUUGUAUGUAUCCAGUGGAGUAUGGCAAGGACAGCUGCAUCAUCAAAGAAGGAGAUGUGGGGUCACUGGUGUAUGUCAUGGAAGAUGGUAAGGUGGAAGUUACAAAAGAAGGUGUGAAGCUGUGCACGAUGGGUCCAGGGAAAGUGUUCGGAGAGUUGGCUAUUCUUUACAACUGUACCCGGACGGCGACCGUCAAAACUCUUGUAAAUGUGAAACUCUGGGCCAUUGAUCGACAAUGUUUUCAAACAAUAAUGAUGAGGACAGGACUCAUCAAGCAUACCGAGUAUAUGGAAUUUUUAAAAAGCGUUCCAACAUUCCAGAGCCUUCCUGAAGAGAUCCUCAGUAAGCUUGCUGACGUCCUUGAAGAGACUCACUAUGAGAAUGGGGAAUAUAUCAUCAGGCAAGGUGCAAGAGGGGACACCUUCUUUAUCAUCAGCAAAGGAAAGGUAAAUGUCACUCGUGAAGACUCACCAAGUGAAGACCCGGUCUUUCUUAGAACUUUAGGAAAAGGAGACUGGUUUGGAGAGAAAGCCUUGCAGGGGGAAGAUGUGAGAACAGCCAACGUAAUUGCUGCAGAAGCUGUAACCUGCCUUGUGAUUGACAGAGACUCUUUCAAGCAUUUGAUUGGAGGACUGGAUGAUGUUUCUAAUAAAGCAUAUGAAGAUGCAGAAGCUAAAGCAAAAUAUGAAGCUGAAGCUGCUUUCUUCGCCAACUUGAAGCUGUCUGAUUUCAACAUCAUUGACACCCUUGGAGUCGGAGGUUUCGGACGAGUAGAACUGGUCCAGUUAAAGAGCGAAGAAUCCAAAACCUUUGCCAUGAAGAUUCUCAAGAAACGCCACAUUGUGGAUACCAGACAGCAGGAGCACAUCCGCUCAGAGAAGCAGAUCAUGCAGGGGGCUCAUUCCGAUUUCAUAGUGAGACUGUACAGAACAUUUAAGGACAGCAAGUAUCUGUAUAUGCUGAUGGAAGCCUGCCUAGGUGGGGAGCUCUGGACCAUUCUCAGGGAUCGAGGUUCAUUUGAAGAUUCGACAACCAGAUUUUAUACAGCAUGUGUGGUGGAAGCUUUUGCCUAUCUGCAUUCCAAAGGAAUCAUUUACCGGGACCUCAAGCCAGAAAAUCUCAUCCUAGAUCACCGAGGUUAUGCCAAACUGGUUGAUUUUGGCUUUGCAAAGAAAAUAGGAUUUGGAAAGAAAACAUGGACUUUUUGUGGGACUCCAGAGUAUGUAGCCCCAGAGAUCAUCCUGAACAAAGGCCAUGACAUUUCAGCCGACUACUGGUCACUGGGAAUCCUAAUGUAUGAACUUCUGACUGGCAGCCCACCUUUCUCAGGCCCAGAUCCUAUGAAAACCUAUAACAUCAUAUUGAGGGGGAUUGACAUGAUAGAAUUUCCAAAGAAGAUUGCCAAAAAUGCUGCUAAUUUAAUUAAAAAACUCUGCAGGGAUAAUCCGUCAGAAAGAUUAGGGAAUUUGAAAAAUGGAGUGAAAGACAUUCAAAAGCACAAAUGGUUUGAGGGCUUUAACUGGGAAGGCUUAAGAAAAGGCACCUUGACACCUCCUAUAAUACCAAGUGUUGCAUCACCCACAGACACAAGCAAUUUUGACAGCUUCCCUGAGGACAAUGACGAACCACCACCUGAUGACAACUCAGGAUGGGACAUAGACUUCUAAUGUAUUUCUCUUACCUGCUUCUGCCUUGCUGAAGACAGCUUUUUCUGAGACAGCUGCCAGCAAACCUGAAGGAAAGAGAGAAGAUUAGUGCUCGGGGUCACCAUGAUGCCUUUGAUCGAUGCUGCUCCAGUAACUACAGUGGCAUUAGGACUCAUUGCUUAGAUGACAGUAGUGCUCUUCACACGUUUUCUGUUUGAACCUAAAAAUAGCAGUUGACAUGGUGGUCCUGAAGCCAAGCCUUUCACCAGUAAAGAGAUGUUUUCUAUUGUUGCAAUGACCUUGCUUUGCUCUGAUUAUAAUUUGAAAGACUGUAAGAAACACUUCAAUUUAGUAAAAGAUAAAAGUCUGUACCUUGCUAGAGUUAUCCAGAAGAUCAAAAAAUAAUAUAUUGGGUACGAUAGGUUACUAUGGUACAGAAACUGGGCUCUUCCCUUUCUUCAGGUUGAGGGUUGUGGGAACUAUUUACUGCAAGCCGGUGUAUAUACCACACACAAGAGGACCACACCUCUGUUGGUCACAGUUCAUGUCAAACCAGUGCUAGAAGUUUCAUGAUUUUAUUUCCCAGCAGUGCUGAUGACGAGACUGAAUGUUACAUUUCCUUCUGACAGAUUUUAAAAAUUGAUGUGAUAAAAGCACAACUGCUAUGGACUCUGCUGAGAACUCUCAUAGCAGGUAGAUAUGCGUUUUCACAGAGGAUUGGAAAAAAAUCAACAUGCAUGAUAUCUGUUUCUUUUUGAUAAAUUGGCAUGACAGAGUGGAAAAAAAGCAAUUCACAAACCCUUUCAUAGUUUUAAAAAUAGUAUGCUUAGAGAUGGUCCUGGAAAUAAAUGACUAGCAGCCAAUUGGUUUUUAUUUAUUAUCUAACACACCCUCAAACUGAGGCUUAAAAUAUUCUUUUAUAAAAAUAAACCCUUGGGGUGGGGUUGGGGUGGGGUGGAGAGGGAUUAAGAUCCAUCCAAAAAAAAAAAAACUAUAUAGGUGCUAUGUAUAUCUUUCAUCUGUAAAUGUCAGUGUCUGAACAGACAACACAAAAUCUAAUCAUUACAUGUGUAGCCAGAGAAUCAAGCAUUUUCACUAAAUUUAUGAAACCAAAUUCCUGUCAGAGUUCACUUACACAGCAUCAUCUAGGGUUGAGGGAGAAAGGUGAUUAAAAACCUAUUUGAACUAGCUUCUUGUCUUAGGCCUGAACCAAAAAAGAGACAGAAGGAAAGAUUAAUCGGAUGAGAAACCUUACUUAUGUGAGGUCUGGGAACAAGACAAGACCCUGGCCAGCUGUUACUGCCUUUUUGUCAGUGGGCAAGGAGUCCAUUAGCUGAAAGCAGGAAAUGAGUAGAGAGGGAAACAGAAAUCUCAUUUCUUAAAAAGUAAAUUGGAGCUAAAUAAAUAAAACAAAUACUGUAAUUCGGAAAUAAUCACGCUACCUAAGAAAGACUAGGUUUGAAAAGAUUAAACUGAUUUGCCUUUUUGCAUGGGGAAAAGAAUCAGUGACUUAAAUUGAGUCCUUCGUUGGCAGGCCACUUUACUGUUACCGGCUAUCUUCAGUCACAGAGCUAUUUGGAAGCUUUUCCUAGACAAACGGCGUUAUACCUUCUUAGACAAAUGCAUACUUUUAUGAGCUAUCAUCCUGAUUUGGAAACUGUGUUUGCAUUUGGUAUAUUAAAUAGAGGUUUGAUUUUUUUCCCUAUAGAAAGUGUUUUAAAAAGUCAAUCAAAUGUAGACAUUUCUACAAAACGCAUGUCCACCUAGGUCAUUAUACCACAUCCAAGAAGGCAUCUAUUAUGACAUUUGCUUGAAUAUUCAUGCUAAGACUACUUUUGAAUAUGAUAUCAAAAUAUAAUACAGUACGGGACAUUUGGAAAAUUAAAAUACUAAGAGCAUAUUAUAUACAAUCAGAAUAAAGUAAAACGAAAACUUUGAUCCUAAGGUAUUAUUGUUACUCUUGGAUUACUGGAGUUUUUUCCCUCCCUUACAAAAGAAUUUCUCAAAAUCAAACUGCUCCCCAAGAUACCAACUUUCUUCUACAGAAUAUAAAAUGAAACUAUCAACCUAAAAUCCAGGUGGCAGUGCUAUUCAGAAGUUUAAUAUAAGGCUUUAAAAAAGAUAUUCCAACAUUAUUUUUAAAGAGAGACCGUGGUUUAGGCAUGCUAAAGGUUGGCUAGAAUGUUUAAAACGACCUAGUCAUUUCACGUAAGAGCAUCUUCCCCUGCAACUUUUCAAGUAUCUCAGUAGCCCCAGAGAUUAGCACUUACAAUGGAUUGUGUAACUAUGGUUCAAGGCUAAGACAACCACCGAGAGGCACACGUCCUAUGGAAGAGGAAUGAAGCAGCUUUCGGUAUAACGUGACUGCAGGUUGUUUCUCCGACUCGUGACUGCAUCUUUGUUCAUUUCACCUGUGGCACUGUAUUAGGCUGUCUAAAGCAAUCACCAAACAGUAAAGGUGAACUACAGUUUUCAAGAAUUGCUAACGGAAAACAUUCAUCUACUUUUCAGCAUAGACUUUUAAGGAUUUACAUUUGUCUCACUGAAGACACUAGGGCUAAAAUUCAUGGUCAGUUUCAUAAAGCACGUCUCACUUUAUUUCUGACUUUUUCAUGCCCCCCUCUAUUUCGGAUACGUUAGAAUAGUGCCAACUUGUUUUGAUUUGUUAACUGACUUUCUUGUCAAUACUUCAAGUAUGGGAAAUAAGGGCUUUCUGUGUGUCUUGACUCACAGGAAAACUGAAAAUUGCCAAGAAAAGGAACACCACAAUAUUUGAGCUAGAUUGAUUGUAUUAGAGAAAAUCAUUUCUGGAAAUUUGCUAUGAAUGAUUUUUAUGUUUGUACCUUCUUUGUUAUUCACAUAGGAAUCAGAUCCAUGUGGCAUUUUAAAGAUUUAUUUUGAUUAUAUUCAAGUAAAAAUUUUUACUUAAAAUUAUGGGAUAUGCAUGUGUAUCACACAUGUAUAAUAUAAAUAUUCAACUGUUGGAUUUUUCUUGUUUGAUUUCUAAAUGACUGAAUUGAUGGUAAACUUAAAAAAAUCAGCUACCAUACUGAAAAAAAAAAAGGAUAUUAGAACUGAUUUCAUACAGUAGAAGUGAUCUGUGCAUUACCCAUAACAAUGUUUUCUUUCACACAGUAGGACCACAGACAAAUAUUUAUGUAAAUAGGUAUUUUUGUGUGAUAUUUUGUGGUACAUAUAACUUCUUUUUUUUAGUGAUUCACAGCAUUAUUAUUUCAUUUAAUUUGUACUGAAUAAUGUUUUUAGGUCCAAGUAGACUUGAAUUAAUGUCAUAAUUGUCAGUAUUAUUGAAAAUUAUGUCAACUGUACUGUUACUCAUCUGUCCCAUAGUUUAGAACAUGACCUGGCUAUCUGGCAUUGUUGCAAGUGCCUUAAAUUCAUGGCAUCCUAUUAAAAAACAAAUUUGGUGUUAUGCUGCAUGACAAAGACAAACACACCUCAAAAUGUUGUCCUUUCUUAGCUUGCUGCGUUUUACAGUUCUUUCUGCUAACAAUUUAUAAGCCUUUAUUAUAUACUAUUGAUGAAUUACAGAAAUGAUGAAGUUGUUCUCUUAUUUCUGUUAAAUGUACCAGAGCUGUGUAUCUGUUCAUGAGAUACAGCGUCAUUUCUGUGAAAUGUAUAAAUGUAUGUGCAGGUCAAAUUAAUAUAUGACAUCCUAUCAGUCUGUAUACAGGUAUUCCUGUUUUGCUUAGUUGUGCAGGUUCAGUUUUAAAAAAAUCAGUGCAGUCAAGUUCUAAAAUAUCUCAUUUUUUAGACUAUUUAACAACGGCCCAACUGAAAAGAAAAAUUGGGAAAUGACUGCUAACCACACCUCGUUAUGAAACCAAUGACAAAAAGGGACCUUGGUGCACCACUCAACAAAACAGGAUGCUUCUCUGAGUUCUUGUAUAUGCAAAUCACUUGUGAGGCAAGUUUUCAACAGACUUAGAAAGAUGAACAUUGAAAGUGUGUUGUUAGCCCUCCUCUUUAUCUGCCCCUGCAUCAACAGACAGAGCUCUGGGACCUUAACAGUGACUCAGAGGUUUGGACUUUCCGAGUAAAGGGACAUUUCUUUAAGCAUCAUCCAUCAAGUUUAUUUCAAUGUAUGAUGUUUUUACAACUGGUCAGUUCUUUUGUAUUCUUACAGCUAUGGUUAUUUGAUUGUCCUCUUACAAUCUGUUCUACAUGGGAGAGUCCUUUGUUAGUCAGAAUGCAACAACUGUCAUCAAAUGGUCAUUGACCACUUGCACUCUUUUGAUGUAGAUUAAAAACUUUUUCAUAAACUUAACCUGCUUUGAUUUGCUCUGUAUUUUUCCUGCAGCUGUAAUUGCCGAGUGCCUGUUGUAUACUUUAUAGAGUUGAAAUAAAAAAAAAUAAUUACUUUUGAA
Molecule: messenger RNA, 7189 nt
Organism: Vicugna pacos (alpaca)
Lineage: Eukaryota; Metazoa; Chordata; Mammalia; Artiodactyla; Camelidae
Gene: PRKG1
Product: protein kinase cGMP-dependent 1
Biological process (GO): protein phosphorylation
Molecular function (GO): cGMP-dependent protein kinase activity; ATP binding
Source: RefSeq, a predicted model, not a curated record